Messenger RNA from Cylicocyclus nassatus, 732 nucleotides. NCBI's taxonomy places the organism in Eukaryota, Metazoa, Nematoda, Chromadorea, Rhabditida, Strongylidae. The record is from the annotation of a GenBank genome assembly.
AUGUCUAUAACAGAAGAAAAAGAGGAGGAAGUAACGUUCUUGGUGCCGGUUCUUGAUAGAACGAUAACAAAACCAAAAUACGACCUGUCAGUGUGUCUUGCACCAAUGUAUGGUAAUGAGAGCAAAUGGUUGAUGUUGACAGAAGUAAUUGAACAUUAUAAGUUGCAAGGUGUUCAGCAUUUGUAUGUAUAUGUCAAGGAUAUUGACGAUUAUUCUCAUUUAGUUCUAGAUGACUACGAAAAAAGUGGCGAAAUUGAGGUGGUGUAUUUAGAAGAGAACAAGACAGACUUGAUUCGGAAUGGCAUGUUGUUGGGGUGCAGGCGACGCUUGUGCUCAAUGAAACAAGAUGAACAUGCGAAGAGAACACAAGUGAAUCCCCAUCAGCUUGGCCCACCCGACAAAAAGUGCAGGCAUAUAAUGAUGACUUUCAUCGGAGAACUUACGUUAAAGCAGCAUCUACCCACUCUUGUUUUUCACAACACAUCAGCGAUUGCUCCAGCCAACCAUAUUGCUAAAUGUGUUAUAGAUCCUGCACGUGGUGCUUAUGUCGAUUCAUUACGUAAAGGUUUACUUUCCUGGGUACAAAGGUGUUCGCGUACCACCAGAAAAAGCCCAUAUACGGCACUAUCGUGCUCUCAACGACAAUUUUGGAAAACCAUGGAUACCGAGUAUUUUGAAGAGAUUGAAGAUAGCCGAAAAGUUUGGCAACUUUACAACGACCAAUUAUCCUGA